GUCGUGUCUCAGUGUCUAUCAGCCGUUUGUGGAGUGUAGACCUCGGUUAAUUAAUUCACGCACGUUUUGAAAAUUUUAGUGAAACAUAUAUAUUUGUGAAAUAAUUUUACUUUUCUAGACUACGUGAACAAAAGACAUUAGGUCCGCCUACUUCAUCUAAAAAAUUGUGCGUAAUAAAUGCUUCAUUCAGACAUUGUACUGACAGAUUGGUGCAUGUUCUCCACGACAUAAACAUUUGAAAAUGGAAAAUGACAUUAUCUGAACAAUUAAGAAGUGAAAGAAAAUUGCGAUAAAACGAACGAAAUAAAAUAAAACGAGGAAAAAUAUUAAAUAUAUAAAAGGAUAGCUUAAGUAUAUAAAAGGAUAUCUUUCGUUACACUGGAUGAUAUCAGAGCAAAUUUAAACAAUAUGGAAAUUUACAAGUUAAUCUAUUAUCUUAUUGGAUUAAUGCUGUUCGUCGGGAAUUGUUUCGCUUAUGACCCAGCCGCAUGUAUACAAUGCCGAGAGUCGCAUAUGUGUAAUCCACCGGACUGCUUUUGUUGCCGGGACAAAAUGCCGUUAAAUGCCCGUAAAAUACCGCAAAUGGUUUUCUUCUCUUUUGAUGACGCUGUAAACCCUCAGGUAGCAAAGUUUUACAGACAACUUUUCAGUCCUAAACGACUGAAUCCAAAUGGCUGCCCGAUUUCAAUGACAUUAUUCGUUUCUCACCGAAACACAGUAUACAGUUUAGUGAAAGAUUUUUAUCAAAAAGGCAUUGAAAUUGCUUCACACAGUGUUACCCACGCUCAUAUGAACACAAACACUUUUAUCCGCGAGGCAAGGAAACAAAAAGAGAAUUUGUCCAAGCGCGCGGGCAUUCCUUCCGGUAAAAUCACCGGGUGGAGGAGUCCCUUCCUGGAGCCUGUCGGUGAUUUGCAGCCAUCAGUUCUUAAAGAUCUGGGUUAUGAGUACGACGCAACUCUCACAAUGGCUAAAAAGGGUAAAAAUGACAAAGCUAUAACGCCAUUUACGCUAGACUUUGGUUGGCCAUACGAUUGCAAAAUAAAACCUUGCCCAACGAAAUCGCACAACGGAUUCUGGGAAGUACCAGUGGUUACCGUAAAGGAUUAUCUUAACAAAUAUGAUUGUGUUUAUGUUGACGGUUGUAACAAUCCACCUCCAACAGAAAAUCUGGCUUAUAAAUUUCUCUGGGACAAUUUUCAGAAAUAUUACACUACAAACAGAGCUCCUAUGGGAAUAAACAUGCACGCUUCUUGGUUUUACUAUCCAGACAGAAAAGCAGCUAUGGACAGAUUUAUUAAGCAACUUGUGAAGCUCGAUGAUGUAUACAUUGUUUCAAUUAAGCAAGUGAUAGAAUGGCUCAAAGCACCGACAUCUUUACGAGACAUAAAAACAUUCCAGCCUUGGCAGUGUAACGGAAAUACGACAAGUGAAACGAGAAGUAAACCGUCUGGUACCCGACAAAGGUCACGUGAUAUUACGUUUCGACCACGAAAUACACACGUUGGUAAUUUUAUUUCGAAUGUACCGCAUUCAUCAUUUCCAGUACGUUCUUGGCAAACACCAAAACCCCGAAUACCACAGUCAUUACCUACCACGAUGCAGGCACCAAAACCGCCAAUGGUACCCAGCCUGCCGAUGGUACGUUUCUGGUGGCGACCACCCGGUGUGAUCGAUAGAAAUAUCAAGAUGCAAGAACAGAAACGGAAACAAGAAUUGUUAAAAAAGCAAAAACUGGAAAAAGAAAGAUUGCGUCGAAUUAAAGCCGAAGAAGAACAAGCAAGACUAGUUGAGCAAAAACGUCAGGAAAAGGUCAGGCAACAAGAACAAGCACGAAUACUUGAACAAAAACGACAAGAAAAGCUUAGGCAGCAAGAACAAGCAAAACUGCUUGAACAACAACGCCAGGAAAAACUCAAACAGCAAGAACAGGCAAGACUGCUAGAACAAAAACAUCAAGAACAACAAAGGCAACAAGAGCAGGCAAGAUUGCUUGAACAGAAACGCAAAGAGAUGCUCAGACAAAAAGAACAGGCUAGACUGCAGGAACAACAGCGUCAAGAAAAGCUCAAGCAAGAAGAACAGGCAAGACUUCUUGAACAGAAACGCCUAGAGGAACUCAGGCAACAAGAACAAGCAAGACUUCUUGAACAGAAACGCCUAGAGGAACUCAGGCAACAAGAACAAGCAAUACUUCUUGAACAGCAACGCCUAGAGAAGCUUAGACAACAAGAGCAGGCGAUACUGGCUGAACAAAAACGUCAAGAGGAACUUAAGAAACAAGAACAGGCAAAACUACUUGAACAGCAACGCCAACAGGAGCUCAAGAAACAAGAACUAGCGCAACAAGCUGCUGCCUUGAAAAGUCAGAAAGAACUGGAAAGAAAACGAUUGGAAGAAUUCCAAAGAAAACACGAGUUGCAGCUUCAGAAGCAGCGUCAGCUGGUAGCUGAACAGCAUCAGAAAGCUGAGACGGAACGGUUGAGAGAACUACAGAGACAAGAACAUUUAAAACAACAAGAAUUAGAAAAACAAAGACAGGCAUUGGUCACAAAGCAGAAACUUGCAAAUGUCAAAAAUAUACAACAAAAUGAACUUAGUCAGAAGCAUGUCGUCACAAAUGGAAAUUUACUUCAAAAUGAAUUUCUUCUGCCGUCUAGUGUCACAAACGAAUAUUUACUUCAAAACGAAUUUCUUCAAAUGCCCAGUACCAGUAACGGCAAUUUACUUCAAAACCAAUUGUUUCAAACGCCUGAUACUACAAAGAGGAAUUUUCCUCAAACGCCAGAUCUCACAAACCAAAAUUUACUUCAUAAUGAAUUUCUUCCAGCUUCUGUUAACGCAAACGGAAAUGUACUUCAAAAUGAAUUUUACAAUAAAGCUGAUACAACAGGCGUAGAUUUACUUCAAAGUGAAUUUCUUCAAACACCUGAUGUUACGAGUAAAAAUGUUCAUCAAAACAAAUUUCUUUCGGCGCCUGGUGCCACAAACGGAAAUUUACUUCAAAAUGAAUUUCUACAAACUCCUGAUGUCACAGAUACAAAUAUUCAUCAAAAUGAAUUUCUUCCUGUAUCUGGUGUCACAAACGGAAAUUUACUUCAAAAUGAAUUUCUACAAACGCCCGAUGUUACAAAUACAAAUAUUCAUCAGAAUGAAUUUCUUCCUGUAUCUGGUGUCACAAACGGAAAUUUACUUCAAAAUGAAUUUCUACAAACGCCCGAUGUUACAAAUACAAAUAUUCAUCAGAAUGAAUUUUUUCCUGUAUCUGGUGUCACAAACGGAAAUUUACUUCAAAAUGAAUUUCUGUCUUCGCCUGAUGCUACAAAAGGAAAUUUACUUCAAAAUGAGUUUCUGCAAGCGCCUAGUACCACAAACAAUAAUUUGCUUCAAAAUGAGUUUCUCCAACCCACUGAUGUCACAAAUAGAAAUAUUCAUCAAAGCGAAUUUCUUUCGGCGCCUGGUGCCACAAAUGAAAUUUUACUUCAUAACGAAUUUCUACAAACUCCUGAUGUCACAAAUACAAAUAUUCACCAGAAUGAAUUUCUUCCUGUAGCUGGUGUCACAAAUGGAAAUUUACUUCAAAAUGAAUUUCUUCCUUCGUCUGAUGCUACAAACGGCAAUUUACUUCAAAAUGAGUUUCUGCAAGCGCCUGAUGUCACAAAUAUUCAUCAAAACGAAUUCUCUCGAGCGCCCGGGGUUACAAACAAACCAGUUACUCCACUUGAAGUACAACAACCACUUAUUCAGAACCUAAACUUUCAAAAGGUACAAGACUCUCCUAGGAAAAGCGAUCAGCGUCAAACAGAUAUCAAUCAGAAUCUGUUUACACAAACACCGCCACCAACCACUUUUGAUCCUAACGAGGUUCUUGAAAAGUCAUUUAAAGUAUACAUUUCGCGUAAAUUAGAUGACAUUUUGGGAUUUCGCCCGAGUGAAAGAACAAACCAGCUUGAGCUUUUGAGCAUGGAUGAACUAAGAGCGUUGCAAGCAGAGCUAAGAAAUCGUCUUAUCACUAACAAACAAUCAAAUCAGAAAAAUAAUCAAAGUGAGAACAUUUCAGCACAGUCCGUAAAUGCACAAUCAAGUUCAGAUCCUGCUAUAGGUUCUCAGCCGAUGCAAAAUGAAAUUCAAACCGAUAAUAAACCAGUGUUGCGAGAGUUCCAUGUCCAGAGUAACGUGAGAAGAACAAAAAUAGAUAACCUUCCACCAGAACAGUUAGUGGCAGAGAAAGCUGUGAUUGGGCUUGAAACAUUCGCAGAACCUGUUUUGGCUGAGAACGCUAGUUAUUUGUUGCCAUAUAUAGAAACAACUCAAGCAACUUAUGCAGACCAGCCGGCAGAAAAUGAAUCAUUCACAACUGUUACAUACCAAACGACAACACAGUAUAUUCCAACCACGACAACACAGUAUAUCCCAACCGAACUGUUUACAACACAAACAAUGCCUCCUACUACGGCGUCCCCUACGACUACGGCAUCAGCUACGACGUUCCCCACAACUACAACGCAAUUGAUGAUAGAGUUAAUUGAAUAUAUAACACAACGAACCGCAACAGAGCAAUUAACAACCAAGCCGACAACUAGUACUACUACACAACGGAUGACAACCACAACUAUUCCUCCGACGACGCCGUCGACGACUACUACUGAACAAUCAACAAUAACAACAUCGGCAGCGGAAACGACGACGGAGAACACAACAUCCCAUUUUACCACAACUGCCGAACCUGCGACAACAACAACAACAACAACAACAGAAACAACAACAACACAACCAACAGUGUCAACCGAAAAGACUGCAAUACCAAUCAAACCAAUGUGGACUAUAUCAGAAGACAUCAUAGUUCCUUGGCAACGAUGGGUAACUCGAACUCCAGGAAAGACUGAAUUCCAAACUACGACACCAAGAGCUUCCGAGGUACAAAGACCCUCAACAAGGGUACCAAUUUUUACUGUCAAAAACUUAAAGAAGUCAAAUGUUUUGUUCAAUGAGCAGCCAAUUCGUCCCGUGGCAGUAGAAAACAAUAACAUGAACAAUCGGAUUAAUAACGGACAAAACUCAGACAGUGGAGUCAAGCCUCAGCCAACAGCAUUUGUUAAUGCUCCGAAGCAUUUUGAUAUAAACACAGCUUAUCAACCAGGGCUAUUUGGCGGUAUAAAUGUAAAUCCAAACCGUUUUCUGAUACCCAUGGUUGCUCCAGUUCAGACUCCGUCACCGAAAAUCGUUAUGCAAAUGACGGAAGAACGGUCACCAACAAAUCAAGAAUCAGCAAGUUUACCGGCCUCAAACAAACACAUUCAGCUGGGUCAACAGUCUGAUAAUACACGUGUGCACAGUGUGCAAGUGAUAGCUAAAAAUGUUGCGAAUUUUGCAAAUAAAUUUGCGAUUACGGGACAUGAACAGCUGCCAGAAGUCUCUGAUGUGCUCCAACAGAAUACAGAAAGUAUACCACCACCAGACAACGUACAGCGCGUUUCAUCGACGCAGACUGGACGGGUACCCACGUCAAAAGAGUGUAUACAGGAAAUAAAUUGCAUGCGGCCGAACUGCGUCUGUAAGACUACCAAUCCACCGGAAGCAAUAAAAUUAGAAAACACUCCUCAGAUAGUCUACAUCACUAUAGACGGGAGUCUGAACUUUCAUACCUACGGAAAAAUGAGAUCCUUAUUUUCGCGUGGGCGGAAGAAUCCAAAUGGCUGUAGAAUCAAAGGGACUGUUUUUAUAACCGAUACCGGGAGUAGCUAUCGUAUAGCCAACGUUCUGAAGACGGACGGUAUAGAGUUGGCCAUGAUGGGCGUUAGUUCAAGACCUUAUACCGAUUCUGCAAAACUUAGGAAAGAUUUACUAAGGCAGAGAAAACGUAUUGCAGUAAGUGCGAAUUUAGCUCUGGAUGACGUCAUAGGCUGGAGAAGCCCUGGAUUAAGUCCUGUUGGAGACGAACAAUACAAUAUUUUAGCCAAUCAGAGUUUGUAUGACUCUUCGCUGCUUUUACCAACAACUUCAAUUGAUAAGCCGAUACCGUGGCCGCAUACGUUGGAUUUCGGAUGGAAGGAUAAGUGUCAAAUGGGACAAUGCCCAAAACAAUAUCACAGUGGUGUAUGGGAAGUUCCGGCUAUUCCAUUCAAUGGACCUAAAAAUUUUACAUCGUGCGAGUACAUCGAUGCUUGCACGAACCAACCUGAAUCAGAACAAGGGACAGUAGAUUACCUAAUGAAAAAUUUUAACGAGUAUUACAAAACAAAUAGGGCUCCUUUCGCAAUUAGACUCAAACAAAUGUGGUUCCACUGGUACUAUAGAGAAAACUUUUCUGGACUUUUAAAGUUUUUGGAUAAAAUUUUAAGUUUUGGAGAUGUGUAUGUAACGUCAAUAUCGGAUAUGUUAGAGUGGAUGAAAACACCAAAAUCUUUAAAAGACCUGAAACAAUUUGAUAAAUGGAAAUGUUGAACUGUGAUUAUUUUUGUUAUUUGGAGACAAUAAUAGGACGUGUGCGAGGCUAUAGAGUCGAGCGGCUUUAUAUAAGACAUCAGUAUUUCUCCCAUCCUAGGUGGAUAUAAUAGAUGGGACGGCGGGCUGCCCCAUCAGUGUACUUUAAAUAUGUAUUCUACAUCGAUUGAAGAGCUUCCAGGAGCCUGUGUAUUAUCGGGUCAAUGGCACUUUCAUCGAAAUUCGAACGUGCACGUUAAUUUCCGGGUCAGGACCCAAACACUUUACAUCCGUGGACUGUUCUAUUACGUUUUACAUGUUUCUGAAUUUCACCAAUGUGAAUAGGAGUUUCUUAUUCCAAAACGAGAUGAAAGACGCAUACAUAAACUACUUGUUCAGUGAUCUGAUAAGUAUUUUUAUUACAUCACGAUGAUGCUUAUAAUUAAAUUAUCAUACAAUAGAAGAUAAUGCAACAGUUUGCUUGAAAUAUGAUGCGUGUUUCUGGACGGCCCUUCAAGGCCACUUUACAAAGAAAAUAGAAGUUUCUUGUUCCAAAACGAGAUGAAAGACGCAUACAUAAACUACUUGUUCAGUGAUCUGAUAAGUAUUUAUUACAUCACGAUGAUGCUUAUAAUUAAAUUAUCAUACAAUAGAAGAUAAUGCAACAGUUUGCUUAAAAUAUGAUGCGUGUUUCUGGACGGCCCUUCAAGGCCAUUUUACAAAGAAAAUAGAAGUUUCUUGUUCCAAAACGAGAUGAAAGACGCAUACAUAAACUACUUGUUCAGUGAUCUGAUAAGUAUUUAUUACAUCACGAUGAUGCUUAUAAUUAAAUUAUCAUACAAUAGAAGAUAAUGCAACAGUUUGCUUGAAAUAUGAUGCGUGUUUCUGGACGGCCUUUCAAGGCCAUUUUACAAAGAAAAUAGAAGUUCUUGUUCCAAAACGAGAUGAAAGACGCAUACAUAAACUACUUGUUCAGUGAUCUGAUAAGUAUUUAUUACAUCACGAUGAUGCUUAUAAUUAAAUUAUCAUACAAUAGAAGAUAAUGCAACAGUUUGCUUGAAAUAGAUGCGUGUUUCUGGACGGCCCUUCAAGGCCAUUUUACAAAGAAAAUAGAAGUUUCUUGUUCCAAAACGAGAUGAAAGACGCAUACAUAAACUACUUGUUCAGUGAUCUGAUAAAUAUUUAUUACAUCACGAUGAUGCUUAUAAUUAAAUUAUCAUACAAUAGAAGAUAAUGCAACAGUUUGCUUGAAAUAUGAUGCGUGUUUCUGGACGGCCUUUCAAGGCCAUUUUACAAAGAAAAUAGAAGUUUCUUGUUCCAAAACGAGAUGAAAGACGCAUACAUAAACUACUUGUUCAGUGAUCUGAUAAAUAUUUAUUACAUCACGAUGAUGCUUAUAAUUAAAUUAUCAUACAAUAGAAGAUAAUGCAACAGUUUGCUUGAAAUAUGAUGCGUGUUUCUGGACGGCCUUUCAAGGCCAUUUUACAAAGAAAAUAGAAGUUUCUUGUUCCAAAACGAGAUGAAAGACGCAUACAUAAACUACUUGUUCAGUGAUCUGAUAAAUAUUUAUUACAUCACGAUGAUGCUUAUAAUUAAAUUAUCAUACAAUAGAAGAUAAUGCAACAGUUUGCUUGAAAUAUGAUGCGUGUUUCUGGACGGCCCUUCAAGGCCAUUUUACAAAGAAAAUUGAAAAUGUCGUAAAAACUUCAAAUGUUGUGUAUAUAAUAUUACGUGUAUUAUACACAUUGUAAGGGCGUUUGAAAUAUAAUGGUAUUUGAAUGACUAUAAAACUGUUAAUGUGCCAAAUACUGGCGAUAUUUCGUCACGAAAUAACGUCUAAGGACACAAAACAUUUACGUACCAACGUAUAAUUUGCAAAAAUUUCUGACAAGCGCGAAAUUUACAUGAAGUAUAAGUGCAUGAUGGAUAUUUAUACACCUUUACAAAGCUUAAUUGUUGGGUGAAUACGACACAAUUUCAUUUUUUUCUCUCACUAAUUGACGUGACAUCAAGAGGCAAAAAUGUACAUUUACAUUUGAUAGAAUUUACAUGGAGAUUUUCAUGUUUAAGGAUUUUCUAUUUCAUAUAUAUUUUUCAUAUUUAUUUAAAGCAGUUGUUUUUCUCCACUCCACUUUUGUUUGGUUAUUUUUUUCUCUCAUUAUUUUGCAUACUGUGAUUUGUUUCGAGAAUGUACAUGUACAAAAUAUUUGUUGGGGAAUUUUGAUUCGGUUUCUCAAAUAAAACUGUUAAAACAC
This is a messenger RNA of Mercenaria mercenaria, 8678 nucleotides long. RefSeq lists its product as uncharacterized. Gene Ontology annotation, biological process: carbohydrate metabolic process. NCBI's taxonomy places the organism in Eukaryota, Metazoa, Mollusca, Bivalvia, Venerida, Veneridae. The record is from RefSeq and is a predicted model, not a curated record. The coding region runs from base 409 to 6444 and encodes 2011 amino acids. The transcript has a single exon. Gene Ontology annotation, molecular function: hydrolase activity, acting on carbon-nitrogen (but not peptide) bonds.